GCGACCGAUCUCCCCCGCUUCCGCGAAGCCCCGGCGUUCCGGAACGGGCCCGGCUGCGCCUCUGCCCCGACCAUCCACAUUGCCAUGACCCUCGAUGCUGCCUACCUCCGCGGCUCCCUCGCCGGUGUGCUCUCCAUGCUCCGCCACUCCGCCUGCCCGGAGUCCACCGUCUUCGACUUCCUCGCCACCUGUCCUGGCCGGUUCCAGUCCGCCUUGGCCGCCUCCUUCCCCUCCCUCUCCUUCGCCGUGUACCGCUUCGACCCCGCUCUCGUCCGCGGUCGCAUCUUCUCCUCCGUUCGCAGUGCCCUCGACCGGCCUCUCAACCACGCCCGCAUCUACCUCGUUGACAUCCUCCCCCGCUCCGUCCGCCGCGUCAUCUACUUCGUUGACCUCGUCGUCGUCGACGACGUCGGCCGCCUGUGGGCCACCAACCUCGCUCCAGACCACGUCCUCGCGGCCCCCGAGUACUGCCACGCCAACUUCAUCUACUUCACAGAGCGGUUCUGGUCCGAUCCGGAGUUCCCCGGCGUCCUCACCGGCCGCCGACGCCCGCCCUGCUACUUCAACACCGGGGUCAUGGUCAUGGACCUCAACCGGUGGCGCACGAGGGGCUACACCCAGAAGCUCGAAGCCUGGAUGGAGGUGCAGAAGCGAAAGGCGCGGAUCUACGAGCUAGGCUCGCUGCCGCCGUUCCUGCUGGUGUUCGCGGGCGAGGUCAAGAGGGUGGAGCACCAAUGGAACCAGCACGGUCUGGGCGGCGACAACGUCGAGGGGCUGUGCCGGGACCUCCACCCGGGCCCGGUGAGCCUGCUUCACUGGAGUGGCAAGGGCAAGCCGUGGCUCCGCCUCGACGCCGGUCACCGUUGCCCCAUCGACGCGCUCUGGGCCCCCUACGACCUCCUCCGCCGCGAGUUCCGCGACGUCCUCUUCGCCAACAGCUAGCGCCUCUCCCCGGCCUGCGCCGGCGAUGGCGGAUCCAUCCCCCGGUAGGAUCGGCACCCGGACCAUGAACUCUUUGUAUCGGGUUGCGCGCGGGAGCCCAACGUGUGAUGGGCCGCCCGGCCAAUGCGUGCAAAAGACAGACAAUGACGCCCGAUAGAAACAGAUCAGCGAGCCGUUUUCAAGUGUUUUUUUUGUUCUCGUGUGUAGUAAAAACAUAGAGGGAAAAGAAGAAAAAGGGACGCAGUUUUGGCCGAUCAAUGACGCAUGACGCAUUGGUGAGAAACUGGCAACAUCAUGUGGAGAUGGAAUUGAAUAGUGUCAGAGAGCUUUCGUUCGGAAUCGAACCUUUUUUUUGGCCGGAGAUUGGGAAUAACAUUAUAAUAUAUACUUGUGGUGGCUGCUUGCAGGGGUCGCAAGCAAUCCAUGGAAAUUAAAUUUUGGCUUCCACAGCUGGAGAUUGUUGUCUUCUUCCUCAGUCGGCCGUAGGUACAAAAUUUGAUGCAAGUUGCUGACAAAAGAGACGAAGUCUUAUUGAAGGUGUUCGUUCUCAGGUAACUGUUUCACUGUGCGAAUUCUUGCUCUUUUUCUUCUA
Molecule: messenger RNA, 1534 nt
Organism: Musa acuminata subsp. malaccensis (wild Malaysian banana)
Lineage: Eukaryota; Viridiplantae; Streptophyta; Magnoliopsida; Zingiberales; Musaceae
Source: RefSeq, a predicted model, not a curated record